CUUUAAAUAAGAAAAGCUGAAACAUGAAUUGGUUGGCAAGUUGUGUUUUACUUCUUAUUGGAACAAGUUUUUCUGAUACCAUUUUAACCGAGUCAUAUAAAGAUAUACAUGAAAUAAAAUGCCGUAAUUAUAAAGAAAUCCUUCCAAACGGAGCUUGUAUGAAGUAUUUGAGCAAAUACAAAAUCUAUCAAUCAAUUAAACGCAGUAAAUCAAGGAAUAAAGAUUUCGAAUGGAUUAUCAUUUUCAACCUUGUAAAAAAAAAUCCAGCCAUACCUUACUUGAGAAGAGCAGUUGGUCUUAUAGUCGAGCAGAUAAGGCCUCGCUCUUGCGUUAAUAUUCAAGCUUUUGAUCAGAUGUUUGAUACAAUUAGAGUUAAUAUAGAAACAUAUUUCACGAAAGUUUUGGAUUGUGUUGAUAAAAUAAUACAGAUUCUAUGUUUUGUAAAGCAUCCUACAUGUUUGCGAUCUGUUAUCGAUAACCAGACUAUCAUUUCGCCACCUUGCCGACGAAUUUGCAAAAACAACAAGUGCAUUGGACUGAUGCUGGAGAUUUUAAAAAAAGUUCAAUCUUUACAUGAAAUAUGUCCGCGUAAAGUAAACGAUCAAAGUUUUAACAUCAACUUAACUCAGGGUUGUGCUAAUUUCCCACACGAAGACAUGAAUAAUAUUGAACGUUGUCAACUACUUCCAGAUACUGAAGGUAAAAGAAAUUUCACGACGAAAUGUUUUCAAGACAAUGGUGGCUCGUACAACGGAUCUGUCAACGUUACUAUAACAGGAAAGACAUGUCUGCCUUGGAGUAUUAAUCCAUUUUUAUCUUAUCCAGUAUACAGUGAUUUACAAAGCAACUUCUGUAGAAAUCCUCAAGGAUAUGCAAGAGCACCUUGGUGUUAUGUAAAUAUAACUUCUCGUCAUUGGGAAUAUUGUAACAUUCCUAAAUGUGUUAAUGGAAGUACGGUUCAGACAACGCAUGCUGGCAUGACUAAAUUAUUGCUCGUAGUGGUUGCUCCAGUACUUUCAUUAAUUUUGCUGUUUAUAAUAUGGAGAAAAUUUUGUUAUCAAAGAAGAAGUAAUGACAACGUGAUUAUUGUUUCGUACGACACCUGUGACGCAUCUGACAGCCAAAGAGUGUCAAGGUUAUUGAAGGUACAUACUGAAACCUUAUACCUCGAAUCAGGAGGGUCUCCCGGAAAUAAGAUGGUUACAUGCGAAGAUUUAGAAUAAAAGUAGCGUUAUUUUUAAAAUCUUGCAUAUGAUCAUUUUACAAUUCUAUAUAAAACGAUGCCGUAAUAAUUCGAUCAAACGCCCCUCUAAAAGUUUGAGACUAAGUAUUCCUUGCCAUAGUGUAAUAUGUAUUUAUC
Molecule: messenger RNA, 1360 nt
Organism: Hydractinia symbiolongicarpus
Lineage: Eukaryota; Metazoa; Cnidaria; Hydrozoa; Anthoathecata; Hydractiniidae
Exons: 7
Coding region: 24-1223 (399 amino acids)
Molecular function (GO): signaling receptor binding; endopeptidase activity
Source: RefSeq, a predicted model, not a curated record